Trypanosoma grayi is the source of this 552-nucleotide messenger RNA. RefSeq lists its product as hypothetical. Bases 1 to 552 code for a protein of 183 amino acids. The transcript has a single exon. Gene Ontology annotation, cellular component: mitochondrion; endoplasmic reticulum. The record is from RefSeq and is a predicted model, not a curated record. Gene Ontology annotation, biological process: protein targeting to ER. NCBI's taxonomy places the organism in Eukaryota, Euglenozoa, Kinetoplastea, Trypanosomatida, Trypanosomatidae.
AUGAACCUGCUCACCCCCUUUGCCCUUCUGAUUGUCAACUGGAGUCUUGACUUCACUGACCCGGAGGUACAGCGGAUAAUCAGCUACAUCUUCUAUCUGGUGCAUGGCGUCGUCUUCAUUGUGAUGGGUAUUCUCUUCUUCCGCAUUUGGGUAAGUGACGACACGCGCGUGGUGCAUGCGAAGGAUUCAUACACUAACGAAAUGGAGAAGAUGACGACGUGGGAAUACGACUCCUCCAGGUGGCGCACCUUGUUCUUUUCAAAGCUUCUUCUUCCAGUUGCCGUGGGCCUUUUUGUGGCGUCGCGGUGGAAUACGCCCUUUCCGCUGCUGCUGCAGUGCAUCAGCAACCCCAACACGGUCUACCGCUUCCCUCUCUUCCAGCUGCACCUGCUGCACAAGCCAGAGGAGGGAAAGUUGGUGCGCCCAUGGAAAGAAGAGUCCGUGAUGCCGGAGUGGAUGCAGCAGAUAUGGCAGCAGAGUCAGCCGAGUGAGGAGACUCCCGCGCCGGGCUCACCCGCCCACAAGAACAAAAAGCGGAAGUCUUAUAAUUGA